AUGCUUCGGAAGAACGCAUUGUCACUGGUGAACAUCAAGAAACGAUUCAGGAUUUCAAUGAGUGAUUUUGGAGAUUCCAGCGAUUCUCGAGAGCCCGGAAACUUCAAAAAACGUCUGUCGACACCCAAUCUGUCCUCUAGGGCUGUGGACGAGUCGGGGGAGCCAGCCGCGGACGUGGAACUUAAGAAAAAGAAGAAGCCAUGUGUGGGUGAACUGCGGGACAGUGCUGGGUUCAAAAUGAAAGUUCAGGAAUCGAACCAUCUUCGCAAUAAGCAGGUGGAUCCCGAAUACGAAGUUAAAAUUGAAGGUCCGUUACGCAAAGUUGUGCCAUACCACUUCACAUACAAAACAUUCUGCAAGAUGCGGUGGCGCGAUCGGCCUCUCAUUGAUAUUUUUGUAAGCGAAUUCCGUGAUCGCGAGGAAUCUUACUACAGAAAAACCAUCGCCAAGGGCUCCGUUAUAUUAAACGAUAAACCGGCAAAUUUGGAAUCGAUUGUGCGAAACGGCGACCUGAUAAUGCACAAGAUUCAUCGUCACGAACCUCCCGUGACGUCUCGGCCCGUUAAAAUCGUCUUCGAGGACAAAGACAUUCUUGUUAUCGAUAAGCCCAGCGGCAUUCCCGUACAUCCAACUGGUAGGUAUCGUUUUAACACGGUGACCAAAAUUCUGCAACGGCAAAUGGGCAUUGCAGUGCACCCGUGCAACAGACUCGAUCGACUCACAAGCGGGCUCAUGUUUUUGGCCAAAACGCCCGCCGGCGCGGACCGUAUGGCUACACAGCUUAAAGCCCGCGAGGUCAAAAAAGAAUACAUAGCUCGUGUCGUUGGGAAAUUCCCAGUCGAAACUGUGACAGUUUUAAAGCCACUACGCUGUGUCGAGCCCCGGCUCGCACUCAACGCCGUGUGCGAAUCCAAUGACGAAGGAGCCAAGGAGGCCGAAACGGUUUUCACACGCGUCAGCUACGAUGGUCAUACCAGUUUGGUGAAAUGUCAACCACACACUGGGAGAACACACCAGAUUCGGGUCCACUUGCAGUGUCUGGGACACCCGAUCGCAAACGAUCCGUUGUACUCCAAUCCGCAGGUUUGGGGACCGACUUUGGGGAAGGGACAAAUUGACGACUUUUCUAAUGUCAUUAAGGCAUUAUCAGAAAUCGGGAAAACGGAAUGUGCAGAGAGCUGGUUUCAUCCGGAUUCUCAUGGUGAACUUUUGUUAGGCGAAAAAUGCGCCGAGUGCGAAACUGACUUGUAUACGGAUCCUGGUCCCAAUGACCUAGACCUGUGGUUGCACGCAUACUGCUACGAGUCCACUGAAUUUAAUGAUCAGGGCUCAAGGUUGUGGAGUUACAAAACAGAGUUUCCAGACUGGGCUUUGCAGCCACAUCGCCAAUUCAUGGAGCUAGCGCUACAGGAAGCGCAAAAAUGCGGUCCCACAACGACCGCUUUUAGCGUAGGAGCAGUUCUAGUGAGCGGUGAUCGUAUAUUGGCAACCGGACACUCAAGAGAGCUUCCGGGCAACACCCAUGCAGAGCAGUGUGCACUUGACAAGUAUUUCGAAGCUACAGGGCUCACUCAUGUCCCUUCUGGAAGCGUACUUUAUACAACCAUGGAACCAUGCUCGUUACGUUUGAGUGGCCAGUUGCCCUGUGUCGACCGGAUCUUGGCCCAGGACAGAAACAUUCGUACUGUGUUCGUUGGUGUUAUGGAACCUGAUACGUUCGUGCAGAAUAAUACCAGUCGGGCAAAACUCUCUCAGCGUGAAAUUGACUAUGUUUUGAUACCUGGUUAUGAAAGUGCCUGUACAACCGCUGCAUUCAAGGGUCAUGACGCCAAAGGAAAAAAUUAA
This is a messenger RNA of Lachancea sp. 'fantastica', 1845 nucleotides long. The record is from the annotation of a GenBank genome assembly. Lineage: Eukaryota; Fungi; Ascomycota; Saccharomycetes; Saccharomycetales; Saccharomycetaceae.